Balearica regulorum gibbericeps (East African grey crowned-crane) is the source of this 1687-nucleotide messenger RNA. NCBI's taxonomy places the organism in Eukaryota, Metazoa, Chordata, Aves, Gruiformes, Gruidae. The record is from RefSeq and is a predicted model, not a curated record.
UUUGCUUUUUCUUUUUUUUUUUUUUUUUGCAAGUUGAAUCUGAUGCUCAGAAAUUGAGCUCUCUCCAGCUGCCAAGAUGGUAAUAAACGUCUGUCUCCCCCAGUUCAAGCCAAGAAUUCACUGCAACAAGAUUUCUGCUGAUGGUUACGAAGUGGAGAAUCUGAUCUCCGAAGACCUUGCCAGGAGAAAUCGUGGUUUCCGCAGCGAAUACUUCAUCAAACCUCCAGUCCACGUCACGAUCUCUUUUCCCUUCAACAUUGAAAUCUGCAGGAUUAAUAUCGACAUCUCAUCUGGAGGGUACCAAACCUUCUCCGGGCUCGAAGUUUACACCUCUACCUCAUGCAAUAAAACCUCUUGGCAGAGCCCUGAGGGUCAGUUCGCAGGUCUGGCAGGUCAGCCAGUGUCAGACAAAGACACUUUCACACUGGUGGGAAAAGCAGUCUUAAAAAAUCAAAGCAAAGUGACGUUCGGCCACAGAGGCUUCAAGCCCAGGCCUCCUUUCCAUCAGAUGGAAAAUGUCUUCUCCUACCCUGGUUCUGCAUCUCAAGACCUCUGGAACAAAGGGCCCGCCUCGCUGAACAACGUGUCGCACUUGAAAAUCUGCAUCACCCAUGUGGCCGGCGGUGGCCUGCCUUGCAUUAAGAGGCUGGAGGUGUGGGGACAGCCUGCCAAAUCGUGCCCGCAGGAGGUGAUCGAGGGUGUCUUUCAGGUCGCCUCCCAGUUCUUCGCCCAGGACGUUGGCAGCCUCAAACCGGAGCUCUGGACACCGAUGGAGAGCGACUGCGUGCCCUUCAGCGCCAACGACAGCGAGCAGCAGACCCUCCGUAAGCUGGUGGACGUCGUCCAAGACAUCCCCGAAGAAUUCCUGGACCCCAUCACUCUGGAGAUCAUGACCUUCCCCAUGCUCCUGCCCUCCGGGAAGGUGAUCGACCAGACCACCUUGGAAAAAUGCAACCGGAGUGAGGCGUCUUGGGGCAGGGUACCCAGCGAUCCUUUCACUGGGGUGGCCUUCAGCCAGCACUCGCAGCCCCUACCUCACCCUACCCUCAAGGCCAGGAUAGACCACUUCCUCUUACAGCACAGCAUCCCUGGCACCAACCUGCUCGGGAGGGCUCACACCUCAGAAAUGCUCGUACCUUCUUCCAUAACAAUGUCUUCUCUGAAAAGGAAAAUGGACUGUAUGGAUCAGAGCUCCGUGCAGCCGCCCUAUUUUUCUUCUACAAACUUACUUGUCACGUCUACCUCAGAGAACAGUGCUAAAAAAAUGAAAACUGACAGUGACUCGCAUUUGAUCCAGAUGGACUGUUCGACAGAUCUGGUCUCUCACGAACAAAAACUGUCGGAGAGUUUGGACACCGCCUUGGACUCGGCGCUCAGCUCAAUGCCCUCCUUUACGGCCAAGCUGAUGAAAAGCCAGCAGCAGGCGCAGGGCGAGGGAGGCUGCAGCAGCUCGUGGAGAGCAGGUAACGGUAGCAAUCAGGGCAGGAGCAGCCAGAGCCAAGGAUGCGCUUCCUGCGGCAAAACCUUCUCCUCUUAUUUCAAAACGGAGCCCGUUUACCAGCUUCCCUGCAGCCACCUCGUGUGUCGCCCGUGCUUGGCCGAGAAGCAGAAGUCUCCGUCGUCGAUACUGUGCGGGAGUUGUAAAAGGUCAGCUGCCACGCACGACGUCAGGAGGGUUCACUUCUGA